This is a messenger RNA of Cyprinus carpio (common carp), 1876 nucleotides long. RefSeq names its product zinc finger BED domain-containing protein 4-like. The record is from RefSeq and is a predicted model, not a curated record. Gene Ontology annotation, molecular function: protein dimerization activity. NCBI's taxonomy places the organism in Eukaryota, Metazoa, Chordata, Actinopteri, Cypriniformes, Cyprinidae.
CAAAAAUGAAACUGAAAGUCUCUCCAACAUACAUCCCGUGAGCUCCAUAUUGAUCCCAAAUUAUCCAGAGACAUGAACAAAAAAAGAGCACACUCCGCAAAUGAUCUCCAUAGAGGAAGAAGACAUCGAGAUUUUCCAAGAGACACGUUCAUGCCACUUCCAUAUAGACGUGUGUACGGACAACAGAGCCGGCUGGAGAGUGGGAGAAAGUGGUCCCAUGGUAGGCUAACUUUACAUGCUCAACAGAACCAGCCUUAUAAUCAGCAAGAAUUACCAACAAACGGAGGUCAUGGCUCGAAUGUCAAGACACUUUUGAAUAUAAUUAUAAAGGAUCUGCAGCCCUUAAGUGCUGUGACAAGACAUCAUCUCACAAGGACUCUGCAGUCCUCUUUAGAUAUUCAGUUAAGUGCCUCGUGGCUCCGAAAUGAGCUUCAGAGCCUUUACAGCCAUGUGAGGGGGGAAGUACAGAAUGCAGUCAAUAACGCAAGUAACCUCGCUCUCUCAGCUGAGUUGUGGAGCUCCAGUGAGAACGUGUUUUACCUGACAGUAUCCUGUCACCUAAUCAGCAAAAACUGGAAGCUGAAAUCAUAUGUGCUAGAUACAGCUCAUUUACUCACCAAACAUACAGCAGAGAAUGCAGCAGAGCAUCUUUUGAGAAUUUCAAACGAGUGGAAUGUGACAGAAAAGAUCCAGACUGUGGUCACAAAUGUUGAUGGCAUAAAGAAGGCCCAUUACAGUGGAUGCAGAUGGACCUAUAUACCUUGUUUUGCUUAUACCCUGGAUAAAGUUUUCAGAGAAACCAUACAGAGAACCGACUGUGAAUCUCUACUCAGGAAAUGUCAGCAAAUAGUUGCAUUUUUCCACCAAAACUACAAAGCCUCACAAAAUCUCCAGGAGUAUUCUGCUUCUCUCAAUCUCCAGCGAAGUGAACUGACUCAAUCCUGUGGUCUAAAGUGGCUUCCUACUCUUCAUAUGCUGAAGAACAUCUCAGAGCAGUGGCAAGCCAUUUUUAAGGUUUUUGUCAACAGACGAGUGGAUGAUCUUUGCCUGAAUGAGAAUGAAAGAAAAAUAAUUGAAAACAUUGUGGCAGUGCUGGACAUCAUGAAGGACGUCACAGAGGAAGUAGGAAGUCGAGGGUUCAGUCCCAUCUCAAACAUCAUACCGCUUGUGCAAAUGCUGCAGAAGAGGCUGAGAAACCAAUCAGUGGUAGAGAAUUCAAUAGCAAAGAAACUGUCAGAAGUGUGUGACUAUCAUAUCAGUAACAUCAAGAAAAACAUUUGGUUUAGAGUUAGCACAGCGCUGGACCCGCACUACAAAACCAGUGUUCUGCAGGACUCUAGCAUUGAAGACAUCACAGCCGAAAUCAGGAAACAGAUCAGAGGAUCUGCAGAGCACUGCAGUCAUGACACUGAGUCAGUCUUGCAAAAGUACUUGAAAACAACAAGCAUUUCAGUGAAUGUGCUUGAAUUCUGGAAGACUAAUGAAGAGUUUAAAAAUCUGGCAACAGUGGCCCACAAGUACCUCACAGUGGUCUCCACUGCCAUUCCAGUGGAGCAUGUGCACCAGCUGCAAGAAGCACGGCUUUUCGACAGGAGAAACUGUCUGGAGCCAGAAAAUAUCAAUAUGAUCUUGUUUUUGAACAGCAACCAAUGAAGAAAACACAUUAUGUACUAUACAUAUACUCUAUGUAAAUAAUGCUCAGCACUGUAUAUGUUUCAAGUACUGUCACAAUUUAUAUGUCAAUCUAAAUAUCUGUUACAUGAAUGCCAUGGAUGUAUAUGGAGCUGCAUUAGUUGAAAUUAUUUGACAAAAAGUGACAGCACCUGACAUGUACACUUUUUUCUUACACAUUUACAGUAUAUAAAUAUAUAUAUAU